UCAAGGGACAAAUCUGUAGCCCCUGAUGUGUUUGCAGUGUGAUGUUUGCUCCUCCAGCUGCUCUCUCCACUUCAGUGUUGGUGCCUGGAAAAUAGAAUGCAUCUUUGCAAUUGGGCUACGGGGCUGAUGAUUGGCUGCCUGAUCUACCCCGACGGCUGGGACUCCGCCGAGGUGAGGAGAAUGUGCGGGGACAAAACGGACAAAUACACGCUGGGCGCGUGCAGCGUGCGCUGGGCCUACAUCCUGUGCAUCAUCGGCAUCCUGGACGCCCUCAUCCUCUCCUUCCUGGCCUUCGUGCUGGGCAACCGGCAGGACCACCUGCUGCCCGCGGACUUCAAAGUGGAGGAGAACGAAGAGGGAAAUGACUGACAGAGCUGAUCACCAUGGACAUCCAGAGCUCUUCUUCCAUCAGCCCUUUUCUUUGAAGGGACUCUUCUAGGAAGCUUAAACUUCCCAAAUUCCGUGGAUUUUCUACAGCUGUUUUCUUCACCCAUGGGGCUGCUCUUGGCUCACAGCUCUUGUGGAGCUUAUUUGGUGAAAAGAGCCCAAAAUGGACAUUAUGAGUUUUUCUGAGUCCAUCAGCAAGAGGGACAAGAGGGCAAGGAUGGCAAUUUGCUGCUUUUUGGGGGGUUUGUACACAUUCUUUCAAGGAAAUUAUUUAUCAAUAAAAAAAAAAAAAAACAAAAAUAAUACCAAACCACCAAAAUAUCAGUGUUUUGGGUUUUGUGCUUUUCUCCUGAGGGCAGAGGAAACCCUCUGUAUUUUAGAAUGGAAAAAUUCCAGCAGUUCUAUUUUUUACUCUUCUCCCCUUUUUAAAAUGGAUCACAACACCAGCAACAAAAUCUAUCUCAUUCUGGAAAUCAAAGCUGAAUGUUCACUAGUGAAGCAAAUUCCAUCCCUAAGCCCCUGACUCAGAACAGAAUUACAAGGGGAAUGUAUGAAAACCAGGGCUCAGUUAUUAAAUAAUCUGUUUAUUGCAGGGCUUUCACAAAGGAGAAAACAAAAAAAAAAAAAAAGACAAAGCACCCAAGUAGAAAGAAUAAAAAUGUAUUUUCCUUCAGGUUUUAGACUGACACAAGUACAAAUCCUUUAGUGUGAGCAUGUCACAGCAAUUUGGAAAUGAACAGACCCCAAGUGAACGAGCAGAGAGUACAAGACUGAACCAUGAAAUCAUGAUUUCUGCAGGGCUUCCCCUCACUGGCUUGGCUAUCGUGGUAAAAACCCCUCAUCCAGUCAGGGCUGGCAAGGGAAGGGAAGGGAAGGAAGGAUGGGCAGGGGCUUUCAAGAGUCAAAGAGUGCAGACCCCUGUGGGAAAUGUUCCUUCAUCAGCCAGGCUCGAGCAGGCACGACUGGGUUUGAGCUUUCAGCACCACAGGAAUUGUUUGCCCUGCCAAAGUGAUCUUCAGUCAGCUGGAACCCACUCCUGCCUGCAGUGCUCCUGUAACAGGUACAGAAGUGACCCACAACUGGAAAAUGCCAGAUAAAAGGG
Zonotrichia albicollis (white-throated sparrow) is the source of this 1489-nucleotide messenger RNA. NCBI's taxonomy places the organism in Eukaryota, Metazoa, Chordata, Aves, Passeriformes, Passerellidae. The record is from RefSeq and is a predicted model, not a curated record.